This is a messenger RNA of Spinacia oleracea (spinach), 2709 nucleotides long. RefSeq names its product probable lipid-A-disaccharide synthase, mitochondrial. Gene Ontology annotation, molecular function: lipid-A-disaccharide synthase activity; phospholipid binding. The transcript is spliced from 9 exons. Gene Ontology annotation, biological process: lipid A biosynthetic process. The record is from RefSeq and is a predicted model, not a curated record. The coding region runs from base 260 to 1642 and encodes 460 amino acids. NCBI's taxonomy places the organism in Eukaryota, Viridiplantae, Streptophyta, Magnoliopsida, Caryophyllales, Amaranthaceae.
CCUCCCACCUGAAAAUCUGAAAUUAUGGUUUAUGGAAAUUCCUUGCUUGCAUAAUUUUUUUUUUUUUUUAUAAUCAAAGUAGUCCGUUAAGUCCCGCCUGAAAUUACUGGAGCAAAGUUCAAACCCUAACCCCUAACACGCUCAGUGAUUUGAGUGAUUUCCUGUCGAUGAACAAAUUGGUUGCAAAGAGUUGAAUUAAUAGACGCUCUAAUCAUUCAAUUAAUCAACCGAUAGAGUAUCAUGUUAUACAGAUUACAGAAUGUCGAUGGUGUUGGCAAAGGCAAGGCAUGUUUUGAGCAGGGAAGUGCUUAGGAACACUGGCUUGAUAAGGAGAUUUAUGUCUGUUUCAAACAGGGCAGUUGUUGAUUCUGCUGCUAAAGAUGGGGAGCUCAGAGUGUUUCUAGUUGCUGGGGAGGUCUCUGGGGAUUCAAUAGGUGCACGCCUAAUGGCUUCUUUGAAGAGGAUAUCGCCUUUUCCUGUCAAGUUUUCUGGUGUUGGGGGAUCAAUGAUGUCUCAAUAUGGUUUGCGAUCUCUGUUUCCUAUGGAAGAUCUUGCUGUAAUGGGAAUUUUGGAGUUGUUGCCAUAUCUUUACAAGAUUAGAGUAAGGCUGAAGGAAACAGUGGAAGCAGCUUUCUUGUUUAAACCGCACGUUGUUGUGACAGUUGACGCAAAGGGUUUCUCUUUCCGUUUCCUCAAAGAGCUACGAGCUUCUUAUAGUGUGCAACAGUUAGACAGUCCUAUGCAUUUCCAUUAUGUCGCACCAUCAUUCUGGGCAUGGAGAGGUGGUGAAGCAAGACUCAAGUGUCUAUCUCAAUUCGUAGACCAUGUUUUAUGUAUUUUGCCCUUUGAGGAAGAAGUUUGCAGGCUAAAUGGGCUAGCUGCAACAUUUGUGGGACAUCCAGUGUUGGAAGAUUGUUUGGAGCUGAAUUUAGGGAAAGACACUGUUGACUGGAAAGUUCACACAAAUAGUCAAGACUUCAGAAGUAAAUUUGAAAUUCCUUCAGGAGCCAAGGUUAUAACGCUGCUUCCUGGUAGCAGAUUACAAGAGGUAAAGCGUAUGGUUCCAAUCUUCUUGAAGACCAUGGAGCUUUUGAAGGGCUCAUUUCCUGACUUGAGAGCGGUCAUGCUUGUCGCUUCUAAUGAGCACGUGGAAAAUUACAUAAGUAGAUUGAUUGACCAUUGGCCUGUGCCUGUCAUCCUGAUACCUGGGAGUUCAUUAGGCCAAAAAUAUGAUGCAUUCAGUGCGAGUAAUGCUGCAUUAUGCACUUCUGGAACUGUUGCUGUGGAGCUGCAACUUGCGAGAUUGCCAUGUGUUGUUGCUUACAGAGCCCAUAUCUUAACAGAAUGGUUGAUCCGGUACAAAGCCAAUGUGCCAUACAUGUCGCUUCCUAAUAUCCUCUUGAAUUCACGUGUCAUUCCUGAAGCUCUUUUUGACACAUGUACACCCAGAAAUUUGGCAUCCACACUUGUGAAACUAAUCCAAGACGAGGGCCUUAGAAAACAACAAAUCAAGUCUGCUGAGACGGUUAUCAGGCUUUUGAGUCCUCCGAUAAACAGUAUUGCACAAGAUGAUUUUGGAAAUACUUCACAACCUAGUAUGAUUGCUGCGUCGACUAUAUUGCAUUACGCAAGGAGCCAUUAGCUGUAACAUUCGUUUUAUUCUAGCCAACUCUCCAAGAAACCAAAAACUCCCCCUUUGACUACAGAAUCUUUUCCUUUCAAGUUGUGGUUGUUCUCCAACAUCAGCUACCCAUCUGUUUUUUGUGCAUCAUAAAUUUCCCAUCUAACCAUUAACCAGAUCUUGACCAUUUUAUUCUCUCCAUGUCAAAGUAAAAUGGUGGUCACAUCUUCGUUUGCUCGCUCUUGAGUCUUGAUGGAUGGUGAUCAAGCAGAUGCAGGGAAAGAAAAGGUGCUGGCAGCUGGCGAUCAUGCCAAUGGAAGAUCUUCAGGCAAUGUAAAACCUUUAGUAGACGAUGAUGCUGAUGGUUCAGAUCGUGAAGACCCGAUAAUGGUUCCGCUAGUAUCCCACUCCGAGCCGUCCGAGAGGCGUUGUCAUGGCACACUACAUCACUACUUUGAAAGAUGAAAGGUAACAAAUGGUAAAUCCGUAAAUAAACUCAAAGAGUCCAGCCCAACAACUAGAAAGCUGACCUGCUGAUUGCUGCUGGUGAAAGCGGUUUGGGUGAUGCAAGGCAAUGGCUGUCAAAUCGGGUCAUUGGUAAUUUCGGAUAGGGUAUAAUCGGAUAAUGCUUUGUGCGGGGUCAUUAGGCUCAUGUGGAUUGGCUAUGAAUUUGCUUUCUCCGGUCACUUCAAUUUUUGUCAGAUGUCGGUCUUUUGACAGCCUAGGUGAUGUUUGGUUGCACUUGGGAAGUUAUAUUUCCCUUGUAUUUGCAAUUCCCAUAUGUUUUAACUUCCUAGGAAUUGAGCAUUCUUGUUUGUUUUGAGCAUAGGAAGUUAGAAUUCCAAUGGGAAGUUCUACUUACCUAGGUAGGACUAGGUAAGCAACUUCCACCAUUUGAGGGGAAGUAGAACUUCCUAGGAAGUUUCACUUCCUAUGCUCAUGUCAACCAAACAACCUAUUUACUCUUCACUUCCUAGGAAAUGAAACUUCCCAUAUAAUAGAAUGUCAACCAAACUAGCCAUGUCAGCACUGUUGUAUUAUGGCGUAUGGAGUAUUCAAAUUUUCUCUAUAUAUCUUUUCAAAUUAAA